Molecule: messenger RNA, 537 nt
Organism: Mya arenaria
Lineage: Eukaryota; Metazoa; Mollusca; Bivalvia; Myida; Myidae
Product: neo-calmodulin-like
Exons: 7
Coding region: 1-537 (178 amino acids)
Molecular function (GO): calcium ion binding
Source: RefSeq, a predicted model, not a curated record
AUGCUACAGAAAUUAUUUAUAAACGGUUUCAAGCGAUCAGCCUUUGUGGCGAGCAGCAAGAAAGCAAAACAGGGACAUGGAGAAACAACAAUGCAAAAAGAAAUACGUGAGUUGUUCCGAUUGUUUGACACGAACAACGACCGGUCCAUAUCAGUGCAGGAGUUGGAAAAAGCGAUGAGGUUUUUGGGAAUGUCACCCACGCAACAACAGAUAACUGACGCUAUGAGGGCAUUAGACUCAAACGGAAAUGGCAGAAUCGAGUUUCAAGAGUUUUACACAUUUAUGCAAGCAGAGAUGACUAAACUGAAUGAAGCAGAUUUCAUAAACAACCAGGAAAUUGUACGCUCAGCAUUCCGGACGUUUGAUAAGGAUGGGAAUGGAUACAUAGACGAGACGGCAUUAAGAAUUGCAAUGAAGAAGCUAGGUGAAGCAUUGACCGACAAGGAAAUGGAUGAUAUGAUGAAACAAGCUGAUGUCGAUGGGGAUGGGAAAAUCAACUAUGAAGAGUUCGUUAAAAUAUGGUGUGAGGCAACUUGA